Hymenoscyphus albidus is the source of this 1645-nucleotide messenger RNA. The record is from the annotation of a GenBank genome assembly. NCBI's taxonomy places the organism in Eukaryota, Fungi, Ascomycota, Leotiomycetes, Helotiales, Helotiaceae.
AUGAGUACCGAAGACAUCGACGAUGGCUAUGAUGGGUCGGACGAAUGGGGAGAGGACAACGAAGACGAACUCAAAUUGCCUGAAAGGCUUCCCAGCGGCUCCGAAAUGAUUGAAUAUGAAACGCGUGUCCCCCCAAUUCUUUACACUUUAGCAGAACACGAUCAUACACAAGGGUUUGGGUCUUUCGAUUUUACACAAGCUGAGCACUUUGAAGCAUUCAAGUUAUGGAAGCCCAGGCGUGUAGGUGCAUAUUUGUCGCGGCCCGAUCUGAUUGGACCAGAAGAAUCAAAAUACAGCAACCGACAUCUUAUGACUGUUGAAUACCAAAAGCUGCUCGCAAAGAAGAAUGGGUACGUCUGCCUCUCAGCUGGGCAAGUGGUACGCCUAGUUAAUACUGUGUCAGAAACCAGAUCACGAAACCAUUUCCCCUACUGGAACUUCCUUUGGAAAUCAGAAAACCUUUCUUCUUUUGCCAAUUCAACGACCUGACGACCAAGUGUUUGAACCUUCCAUGGUCCCGCAAGGUAUCCGAUUUUAUCUGAGCGUAUCAGAAUUGGAUUCAGAGAAUGACCGCGAAGAGGUCAACCACAAAAGUUCAAGAAUACCAACAUCACUAUAUUCAGACAAGGAGUCUGACACAAGAGACGAUGUUUUGUCGGAAAUUGAUACCGAUUCUGGUGUUCGGGACGACUUUGACUGGGACGAGUUUGAUUUUGGGGACUCGGAUGUAAGCGAAGAAAAUGAGUCGGAAGUUGAUAGCGAUACUGAUAGUUGGAGCGACUCCUUUGGUUACAAACUUGAAAUACGCUGCAUAAGAGUUUGUAUCGGGGGUAAGCGUACGAUGGCUUGUCCUCGCCAUCCAUUUGCGGAGAAGGGGUCUAGCCACCUUUUCCCCUGCGAUUGUACACUCCAAGAAUUCGCAGACUACGCCUUUAUUAGACGCCUUUCACACGUCAGCCAUCAAGUUUCGCGCGAGGUUGGUACCGUCAUAUGGCAAAAUGCAGUACUUGAGGUUGAUGAGCUCUAUGCCUUGCCCGCUUUCGCCAGGCACCAUCCCGCAGCUUUGCCACAUAUUCGAGGACUGGUACUUCCACUGAGAUAUAUGAAAUGGCAUACGGAUACGCAAACAGAGGACCUUUCUGCAGCAUGCGAAUUCAUUCGUCGAUAUUUAACGUUGACCUUUCUCUCAGUCAACUUUCAAAGCAUGCCACAUCUUCUUAGUGGAGUUCUUAAGGGAAGAAGGAAGCGGAAGUGGACCCAGAUGCUGAGGAAAUGGAAGCUCAGCUUUGAAUUCCACAUCAUUGUAGCACUAAGUGGCCGCGGUAACAUGAAGCCUCCCAGAGGCUCGGUGGAGCGUCUUCGAGCUCUUUGGUUGCCGAAAUGUCUGGCGAAUGGCACGGAAUUAGAGGAAUAUUAUGAUCUCUGGGACAGGAAGAAUACUGCAAAGGAAAGAAAGCGGUUCCAUAUAUACGGGAUGUACGGGACGAGGGAAACGGAAGGCAGUUACCAAUUGCGUGUUGUUGAGUGUAACAAGCUAGGCUUGCAGCAAAGUAGCCCUACGAGCAAAAGGCAUUUUGAGGUGGACGGAAAUGUACUUGGAAUGGAGAACAUAGAGAAAGAGGUGUUGGAAAGUGAGGACUACUAG